AUGCAGCAGAUGCAGCAAAUCCCGAGAAAGAAGCUACAGGCGAGGCUAGGCCACUGGUGGCAACGCCACCGGCCGUUUCACGCGGGAAAGCAGCAGCCGCUGGAGCCACGUCAGCAACAGCGUGUGCCACGUCAGGAGGCGCCACAUGAGGAUUUGGGCGGUGAGAGUUGGGAUUCUAGAGGGGAAGGCAGCGGAGGAAAGGUGAGGAUUAUGAAAAGUUUAUCAGAGCAAUACCCGGGACAGGAGAGAUUUAUAGCAGGGCAGGAGACGCGUGUACGGGGGAUUCAGGAAAGGGAGGUGGCGGGAUCUCAGGAGGAGCAAGGCCUUUUACACGUGGAGAAGACAGGAGUUGAAGAGAAGGGAGUUCGGGUUUCUGGCAGAACUGGAGCAGCUAGUAGCGAGGAUAUGGAAGGGGCGGUGUGUUUGGACGGUGGUUUGGCAGUUGGGGUGAAGGGGCGUGUGGAGGAGCAGGAACAGCAGGAGCAGAAGGAGAACGAGAAGAAGGAGCAGGAGCAGGAGGAAGGGGAGGAGGAGGGGGAGGAGCCGAACAAGGGGGGGCCGCAGGGGGGAGGAGAUGGCAAGGAGCAACAGGUAAUUCGAGAGGGAAGGGAGAAGGGGAGAAUUCAGGGGCAGGGAAGUGAACAGGAACGCGGGAAGCAGCAGCAAAGGGAGCAGCACGGGCAGCAGCAGCAAGGGGAGCAGCAGGAGCAAGGGCUGAAGGAGGUGCUAUUUGAGUGGACGCCGCAUGAAAGUGAGUCGCUGGAACAGCAGAUAGUGCAGCAGCAGAGUUUACGGCAGCAGAGUGGGAAACCCAUGAAGCUAGGAAUAGGGACCACCUCAGAGGAGCUGCAGCAGGUGCUGCAGCAGAGUACGCAGCAAUCGACGCUGGCAAUCGGAACCACCUCAGAGCAGCAGCUGGGUGGGCAGCAGGCGAGUGGGCAGCAGGCGAGUGGGCAGCAGAAUUCGCAGCAGCAGAGUGGGCAGCCCAUGAAGCUAGCGAUCGGGACCACCUCAGAGCAACAACAGGUGCUGCAGCAGCUGCUCGUUCAGUGGCAAGCGGGGCAGCUUCAAGGGGGGACGCCGCAACCCAAUGACCAGCUGCCACGUGGCACUGGCGCUACCAAUACCACUGACACAACCAGCACAAGCACCACGAGUUAUCCCCCCACCACUGCUGAAGCUCCUUCUGCUCCUGCUUCUACCACUCCUGCUGCUGCUGCUGCUGCUGCUGCUGCUGCUGCUGCUGCUGCUGCUGCUGCUCCGUCUGCCCCUGCUGCAGCUCCCGCUGCUGCUCCUGCUGCUGCUGUUGGUGUUGCUUCGUCCUCCUCCCUUUCUCGUAGGAGUUUCACCCGCCCUCCUGCCUCCGUGUCACCCCCGAAUUCCCGCUCCAGCCGCCGAAACUCCUUCACAUACCCUCGCAGCCACAGUACCCCCUCCGCCUGUUCUCCUCAUACCAUUCCGCACUCCUCUCAUCACUCCUCUCAUCACUCCUCUCGUCACUCCUCUCCCCACUCCUCUCAUCACUCCUCUCGUCACUCCUCUCGUCACUCCUCUCCUCACGCCUCUCCCCACUCCUACUCUCCUCACUCUCUCCCUCCGCUGCACCCCCGCCGAUCCUCCUCCCCACGCGCUCCCCCGUCCCUCCCCUCCACCUCCUCCUCCUCCUCCUCCUCCUCCCCGUCCCCCUCCUCCUCUCCUGCCGUCUCCCCCUCUGCCGCCCUCCACCCGUCCCGCCAUCCUAACCGCUUUCCACCACACCUCCAGGGAAAUAACCAGCCAAUCGCUCAGCAGAAUCAGUCUCAGCAAGAGAUCGGUCACAGCCAGUCAAGGAGACAGCACGAGCAGCACUCAGGGCCCAACCAGACAAGAAGGCAGAAUCACGAAACCAGGCAGAAUGAAAGCAGCCGUGAAGGCAGCAGCAGAAACUCUCCUGUCACCCCCUCCGGCCCGUCCCUAGCUCGCCCGCCUCGCUGGUGCAGCCCUAGCGGAGGCACCAGCAGCAACAGCAGAGGGGGAGGAGUGGGGGGGAGGAUGGGGAGGGGACGGCAAGGGCACAGGAGGGCUGCCUCUGCUGAUAGUUUCAGUUUCAAUCCUGAUGAGAUGGCUGAUGGCGGCAUGCAUAGCCCUUUCUCCUCCGCUGCUGCUUUGCGCUUGCAAAACCCUCCUCCAAACCCUCCUCUGCAGAAUCUUCCUCUGCAGAACCUCUCUUCUCAGAGCCUUCCUUUGCAGAGUCUUCCCUCUCAGAAUCUUGCUUCUCAAGCACUCCCCUUGCAGCAGCAAGCGGUGCUGCCGGUGCAGCAGCGCAUGCCACAUGCCGAAACGACUGCUGCUGGAGGAAACAACCUCUUACAGAGGAGAAAUGAUAUCCCUUCCUUUAAAGACAACAACCUUCUUUCUCCUAACAGCAGCAGCAGCAGCAACAACCUCCUUUCCCCUCGUAACCGCCUCCUUUCGCCAAUUAGCCGCCCCCAUUUCGCUAAUAACCGCCUCGUUUCCUCUAGUAACAGCCUCCUUUCGCCAAAUAACCGACUCCUGUCUCCCUCUGGCAGCCACCCCUUCGCCCCUACCUCUCCCCUCUCGCCAAUGCCGGGUUUCUCGCCGGCUUUUUCGCCUGCCCGGAGGUCUAUUCAGCUGCCCAGGUCCCCUUCUGCUGGCUCUGCCCUUGUAGCGGAGGCUUUAGCAGAGAUUAUAGAGGAUGAGGAGUCGGAUAGUAGUAGCUCGUCUGAAGGGGAGGAGGUGGGGGAGGAGGUGGAUGAGGAGGAGGAGGAGGAGGGUUGGGGAGAGGAGGGAGAGUGGAGUGAUGGGGAGUGGGAGUGUGGGUGCCGAGACGAUCAGAGGCAGGAGAACGAAGAGAAAGAGGAGGGUGUGGAGGGAGAAGAGGGUGGAGAGGGGAAGGGGAGGAAGGAGAGUGAGGGAGGAGAGAUGAGAGGGAGGAGGGCGGCAGAAGGGUUGGAAACAGAGAGCAGAGGCACAAGGAGUGGUGGGAGUGGGGCUGUAUGCUCAAGAUUGGGAGAGAGGAAGGAAGAUGGAGAGGAGGAGGAAAAGGAGGAGGAAGAGGAAGAGGAGGAAGAGGAGGAGGAGGAAGAGGAAGAGGAGGAGGUGGAUAACGAGUUGUUGCUGUCUGCUGUGGAAAAAGCGCAUUGGGACAUGAAGAAGGAUCGGUCCCCAACAGGUCAGACAGUGUUCACCAACCUCCUCAGUUCUCUCCUAGACCUCACAGAAUCCUCCAUUGGAUUCAUCGCCUCGCUCUGCCUCGUACCCAAAGGUUCCCCACUCGCUCGCACUCUUCCCCACCUCAUGCCUGACACCGGACCCACACUACCCACACUGGCUAUCAACCAACCUCAAAGCCCCACACUCGCACUUAACCCACCUCCAAACCCAUCCGGAAGCCCUAUACUGGCACUUAACCAGUCUCAGAACCCACCUCACAACUCACCCCACAACCCACCGCAAGGCUUCACGCUCGCACUUAGAUCCCACGCCAUCAACAACGUAGGCUGGACGGAUCAGCUGCACGGAACCUUCCUGGACGCUUCGACUUCUACCGGACUUCUGCUCUCCCCCCUGGACCCCGCCGGCCUCUUUGGCCGGGCGGCUGUGAGAGGGGAG
Messenger RNA from Closterium sp. Naga37s-1, 3612 nucleotides. The record is from the annotation of a GenBank genome assembly. Lineage: Eukaryota; Viridiplantae; Streptophyta; Zygnematophyceae; Desmidiales; Closteriaceae.